GUCGGUGUUUCGUGUGAGCGCGUUUGUGUGUCUCGGCAGGAAAUGAUACUGCGCGGCGGGCCAAGUUUGGGGGAGUGAGGAUGCGUCUCCGCCGCGGUCUCGGGGCGAGCGGGAUGGUGGCGAGUCAUGGCCCGGGGACGUGAGCCGGGAUGGCAGAGCCGCAGCCCGAGUGCCUGAGGAUCGCGGGUCUGCUCGCUGCCCACGCCGGUGCCCCUCGCCCCGCUCGCCGCCCGCAGCCGCCGCCGCGUCCCCGGCUCCGGGGAUCGGCCGCCUCGCAGGGCGUCCGCAUGGGGCUGGAGGGCUUCGGAGGCGAGCCGGCGGCUGGUUGCAGCCCGCCCUGCCAGCUCCUGUGCCCGGCGGAAGGUGGCAAGAGGAGCGAAGCGGGCAGAGACAUUGUAUCCACCCAGCUGGCUACAGUAUCGCCUGGCACCCAGUUGGAUACUUCUGCUGCCACCCGAUUGGUUACAGUAUCGCCUGGCACCCAGUUGGAUACAUCUGCUGGCACCCGAUGGGUUACAGUAUCGCCUGGCACCCAGUUGGAUACUUCUGCUGCCACCCGAUUGGUUACAGUAUCGCCUGGCACCCAGUUGGAUACAUCUGCUGGCACCCGAUGGGUUACAGUAUCGCCUGGCACCCAGUUGGAUACAUCUGCUGGCACCCAGUUGGUUACAGUAUCGCCUGGCACCCAGUUGCUUACAUCCGCUGGCACCCGAUUGGUUACAGUGUCGCCUGGCAAUCGGUUUGCUACAGCAGCUGCCAUCCAGUUGGUUCCACCCCAGGACUCCCCAGUGGUUACAGUAGGCACCGUGCCCGGCAGCGGGUGCUCGAGGAGGUGCCACCCAGACUGCUGCCCGCCUGGCGACCUCCUGCUCCCCCUUGACCCGCUCUGCGCCCUCCCCCCUACCCGGCAGGCCUCGGGCGGUGGGGAGACCCCCAGCCCGGUGCCCGGCGGCUGGCAGGGGGAGGCAGGCGCCCAGCUCAAGCGGAAGAGGCUGGAGAACGGGGAAGGUGGGGGGAGCGGCAGGCUGGCGAACGGGCACUGCGACGCCGUGGCGGCCUGCAAGAGGAGGAAGGCUGAGGGGGAGCGAGUGGGGCUGCUGGAGGGCCACGGCGAGGGGCCGCCGGGAGCGCAGCUGCGGUGGCAGACCCUGGAGCUGGUGAACAAGUACAUCGUGCCCUGCAUGAACAGCUACGGCAUCUGCGUCAAGGACAACUUCCUCGGGGCGGUGCUGGGCGGCAAGGUCCUGCUGGAGGUGCUCUCCCUGCACCGCAAUGGGACCCUGAUGGACGGCCGUGUGGUCAGCCCCCUCAGCGUCCCCACCCGCAGCAUCCGGGGCGACAAGAUUGCCUGGGUGGAGGGCACGGAGCCCGACUGCACGAGCAUCGGCGAGCUGAUGGCCAGGAUCGACGAGCUGAUUAUCUGCAGCUCCGGACGGCUGGGCAACUACGGGAUCAAUGGGCGGACAAAGGCCAUGGUCGCUUGUUACCCCGGGCACGGAACGGGCUACGUUCGUCAUAUCGACAAUCCAAACGGAGACGGGCGCUGCGUCACCUGCAUUUAUUACCUGAACAGGGACUGGGACGUCAGUGUCCAUGGCGGCUUGCUGCAGAUAUUCCCGGAGAAUCGAUCGGAGGUUGCCAAUAUUGAGCCUUUAUUUGACAGGUUACUCAUCUUCUGGUCUGACCGCCGGAACCCCCAUGAAGUGAAGCCUGCCUACGCCACUAGGUACGCCAUCACUGUCUGGUAUUUUGACGGCAAGGAGAGGGUUGAAGCUAAAGAGCGAUUCAAGAGAGCCUUGGCCCAGAAGGCCUUGAAGUUCGACUGAGAGCAGGGUGACCGGAAGCUGCGUUGGACGGGCCGGCCACCCUGCCAGCGUGCGUUGUGCCGCUGCGCCAGCCUCUCGGCCCCCCUCGUGGACCCGGUGGAUCUCCUGCUGCGUCGGGAGAGGACCCCAGUCCUCAUGGACAAAUUGGCCUGGGUCGGGUGGAGCCUGACCACUUCGCUGGUGUGCGCGGUGGGCGUUGGAGAGCGAACGUUGGAAGUUUUGGUCAUUCUCUCCCCUCCCCCCUUCCCAGCCAAGGACAACUCUCCCUCCACCCCUCCAACCCCGUCUCCAUGUUGUACACGACAUCUUUGGGCCCUGCACCUCGGCCUAUCAGCGCUGAUCUGGCCCGUGGAAUCACAGAGCGCGACAGGAGAGGAACAGGCCUUUCGGCCCAUUUGAUCCGUGCCAGCCCAUGAUUCAGCCUGGUCCCAUCUCCAGCCCGGUUCCGGAGGGGGAAGCACGUGUCAGGGUCCGUGCGGAAGUUCCCCUGGUGAUCCGACAGGGUCCACCCACUCCCCUGCUACCGUUCCCGCUUGCUAAGUGUAGUUAAGGGACGAAAGGAAGAACUCCCAGCCCCCGUUUUUUUGGUGGGGGGGAAGGAGUUGUUGGAGAGAGGGGAGGUGGCCGAAUACAGGCCCUCAGGAGGAUACCAUCAGCUCCGGAAUCUCGAGCUAGGACCGGCGUGACCCGGUGCCUUUGGCAGCAUUCUCGGCCCAGUGGAAAUUGAGGCCAAGUGACACGACGCUGUCGCCCCCCAUCCCUUUGGACACUGCACCCCCUUCGCCGCCCCCUCCCCAGGAACGGGCCAGAACCUCCAGGAAUUGGAGACCAGUCCACUACAGAGGCCUGGGAGCACGCAGGCCAGGGAAGGCAUCUGAAGAGCAUGGCAUUUUAAAAGUGAGAUCUCAGUGGACGCUUGGCAUUUGGUGUACACAGCAAGAUCCCACAAGCAGCAACGUGGUGGUGGUAAACUAAUAAUGUUGAUUGGUCGAACUGGCCAGGACAUGAGAGAACACUUGUAUUCUUUAAAAACACACCUGUUAAUGAGAGGGUAGUCCCGGGGGUGGGGUCUAAUUUGGCAUUUCUGAGGAGGUGGUAUCGGGAUUUCCAUAGUCAAGUUCCCAGAGCGGGACUUGACCCCACAGACCUCGGAUUGUCAAAGCCGCUGGGAGGGGUGGGGGGAAUCCUGCCAUCCAGCUGUCUUCUCUCCCCCCCCCCCCCCCCGCGGACUUCCCACGCCCCUCUCCGGCAGGGCCCCACGGUCCGGCGGGCUCCUGUCGUCCAACAGCGGGAUUUGACCCCCGGCAUCCCUGCGAAAGGUGUGAAAAGUUACGGGAAAAAGGUAGGAUGGGGUUGAGGGGGGCAGUGGUGGAGGAGACUCGAUAGGCCGAAUGGCCUAAUCAUCCUCCUGUGUUUUAUGUUUUCACCCGGUGUGACUUUGAAUUUUCCCCGGGAAACUACAUUUUGAGGAUAAUUCUUUGCAGAGCCACUUUAGAUUUAAUGCAUUCGCCUUUGGAGAGGGAGAUGGUUUCGAGGGGUUUGGGGCCUUGAUUCGCCAAUCGCCUAAAUUGUUAACCGUUCUCUCAUCUAAUGCUCCCGCUUGACGGGUUCGGCACAGUCCUUUCUGAGAUCUCGACAUUGUACUGGGAGCGUGAAUCGGAUUAAAACUGAAUUGUUUACUCUUGGGGUCG
Mobula hypostoma (lesser devil ray) is the source of this 3517-nucleotide messenger RNA. It is a transcript of the gene egln2, whose product is annotated as egl-9 family hypoxia-inducible factor 2. The transcript is spliced from 5 exons. Lineage: Eukaryota; Metazoa; Chordata; Chondrichthyes; Myliobatiformes; Myliobatidae. The coding region runs from base 150 to 1826 and encodes 558 amino acids. Gene Ontology annotation, molecular function: peptidyl-proline 4-dioxygenase activity; L-ascorbic acid binding; ferrous iron binding. Gene Ontology annotation, biological process: peptidyl-proline hydroxylation to 4-hydroxy-L-proline; cellular response to hypoxia. Gene Ontology annotation, cellular component: cytoplasm; nucleus. The record is from RefSeq and is a predicted model, not a curated record.